GUAUUACGCCUAGUAUUAUCUGCAGCGCCAAACCGUGGAAAACACGCCUCACACAGUUUCCGCCGACCUGCAACGAGUCGCUCUCGUCGCUACAGCAACAACCGUCGCUGUCUAUAUAAAAAAAAACACAAUAUUAUAGUAUAUGGGUACGUCAUAUUACGAUAUACACGCGUAUACUCUACCUGUACCUGUGCCAUACCUAUACAUCACGCCAUUCUCAUCUCAACGCGAAACGACAAGCGCAAACAGUACUGCCGCCGCCGCCGUCGCAAUCCGAACACAAUACGAAUUCGCGCGGUCCCGUCAGCGGUCGUCGCGUGCCACAUAUAUGAAGUUUUCCAAGACUGUAGGCAACAGCUGGCACAAUGUGCUCGACCAACUCCAGCCAGGAAUACCUGGUGGCGCCAUCGAAGGACGGUAUGGACGAAACGAGCUACAUACUCCAGCAGCGGCGGCGUCAACAACAGGCGAUGGAUGGAGGCGACAACCUCAAAAACUGUCCAAAGUUUGCGAGUUUCAAUUACAUCAACUCAAUUAUUGGUAGUGGUGUUAUUGGUAUACCAUAUGCGUUUAAUUUGGCUGGUGUCGGAAUGGGAGUUAUAUUAUUGGCAUUGGUAGCGAUUGUCACUGAUUACUCAUUAGUUCUUAUGUUGAGGAGUGCACACAUAAGUGGUUCUUUUUCAUAUCAAUCAUUAAUGAAAUCUGCUUUUGGCAGAUAUGGUUUCGUAGUUUUAUCCUUUCUACAAUUUAUUUAUCCUUUUAUAGCGAUGAUAAGCUAUAACAUAAUCGUCGGGGACACUGCAACAAAGGUCUUGAUUCGGCUGUUUUCGUUGCCACAUGACUCUAUAUUUGCCCAACGGUAUUUCGUCAUAGCAAUGGCUACAAUUUUUAUCACGGCCCCUUUGUGUAUGCUAAGAAAUGUUGCAAGACUGGCAAAAGCAUCUAUUGUGUCGUUCAUCAUGGUUUUAGUUAUCUUUGUGACUAUAGUCAUCAGAUACGAAUCUCUACACGAAGUUAUGUCUACAGUAACCAAUGUCGGUAACAUUAGCACAUGGGAUUUUGUUCGGCCUGGUGCGAUUCAAGCUAUUGGAAUAAUGUCAUUCGGUUUUAUGUGCCACCACAACGUGUUUUUAUUGUACGACUCCAUCGAAGGAGCAAGUCAAACUAUUUGGAACUGUGUUACACAUGUCGCUGUCUCAAUAUCGUUCUUGCUUAUGGUUGCAUUUGGACUAGUUGGAUAUGCUACAUUUGGUGAUCUCACUCAAGGUGAUUUGUUGGAAAACUAUUGUUGGAACGAUGAUUUAAUCAACAUAUCAAGGUUGUUGUUUUCAUUAAUAACGCUACUCACAUUCCCGUUGGAAUGUAUGGUCACUAAGGCUGUUGUCGAUCAAACGCUUAGGGGUGGCACCGAUCCCAUUCCAAUGUCGAAAAAAAGACAUGCUAUAAUUACGAUUUCUAUUCUUGUGGCAACUUACUUUGUUUCCAUAUCCACUAAAUGUCUUGGAAUAGCCUUAGAAAUAAACGGAGUUGUGGCUGCAAUUCCAUUGGCAUUUGUUUUACCAGCAGCUAUUUAUAUUAAAAUAUCCAAUGACUCAUGGAAAGAAAAGAUUCCUGCAUAUUGUUUGGCACUGUUCGGCACAAUAGUAGCUGCAUCUGGUAUAUCAUUAGUCGUGUACGAGAUUUUAACUUUUACUGCGGAUUCUUGCGAGAAUGAUAGGAUAAUGGAUCACUGUUAUGUUAACGACACAUACCUCCCAACCAACAUUAUCCAGUUACCAUUAAACUAAAUUAUUUUUACUACGAAUAUCUUUUCAUGAUAAUAUUUAUGAUUACGUUCUAGUCUUUAACAAAUAUAUUUUUAUUUUAUUUUU
Rhopalosiphum padi (bird cherry-oat aphid) is the source of this 1871-nucleotide messenger RNA. RefSeq names its product putative sodium-coupled neutral amino acid transporter 11. Bases 366 to 1787 code for a protein of 473 amino acids. Gene Ontology annotation, biological process: amino acid transmembrane transport. Gene Ontology annotation, molecular function: amino acid transmembrane transporter activity. The record is from RefSeq and is a predicted model, not a curated record. The transcript is spliced from 9 exons. NCBI's taxonomy places the organism in Eukaryota, Metazoa, Arthropoda, Insecta, Hemiptera, Aphididae.